UACGACGGAGCUCGGGAACGCCGGAUCGUGACCGUGUCGCAGUUCUUGAAGGCGCUCCUAGCAAAACCUUGCCACGACAUCACUCCACUCGAGUACCAUCAUGUCCAGCAUGCCGACUUACGACUGGAAUUUGCAUUCAAGGACUGUUUCGUCUACUUCAACCACUUCAUCAAGGCCACCAGCUUCGAGGUGGUGAAUCAGGCGUACCUCAGGCUGGCCAUCUCUCGCGGUGCGGCGUUGAUCUGCGCAGACAAUCAGGCCGGUGUCAACAUUAUCAUCCCGUGUCUGUUCGGAACCCAGCUGGUCUCAGAGAAGGUGACCGCUAUCAUGGUGCAGGUGAAGAACGACAGGCGGUUCACGACGAAGGUGCAGCGCCACCUGUUUACGGCCAUGAACCCAUACACGUGCGGUAUUUUCGCCAAAGAUGUCAAGGAUCCACCGCCGGUCCUACGCAUGGUGUUUGCGCUCGCGUCAUCUGGGCCAGCUGUAACAAGUCCAUCGCGAAGGCAGCGUACGUCUCCGCGGCGCCAUGAAGCAUCAGCCAAAUUUACCGCGUACGAUAUUUGGUGUGCUGGGGCGGGUGCAUCGACGUUCGGAGUUGUUCAGGAGGGCGAACAGGAGGUGAUUGACAACAUCCUCAAAACGUUGCGUAGGCCGCGCGACACGGAGAGGAUGUACAAGGACGAUGAACCGGUCAGUGCUGUACGGUCGAUGCAACCUCUGUCGUCGAUAGACCGCAGCCACUUCGAGCGGUGGGCCGAGAUCGAGGAAGGCAUCGGGGAGGAGUGUGAACUCUUGGAA
This is a messenger RNA of Rhodofomes roseus, 801 nucleotides long. RefSeq lists its product as uncharacterized. The transcript has a single exon. The record is from RefSeq and is a predicted model, not a curated record. NCBI's taxonomy places the organism in Eukaryota, Fungi, Basidiomycota, Agaricomycetes, Polyporales, Fomitopsidaceae. The annotation marks the transcript as partial.